AUGUUUAAAGUGGGACUAUCCAGAUUCACCACUGGGUCUGUACUAAGGAGGCAAACCAGACUAUCGGUAAGAUUCCCAUUGCAUUUACGCGCAGUCGCUGUUCCUACGUUUGCAUCCAGUAUUCGAUUCAACUCAUCCACCACCACCAACAAUACCGUACACGAGAUCAAAGACAAAUUAGUUUCCUUUGCCGAUGAAAACAACGUUGUAGAAUCAGUAACAAAUUUACAUUCGGAUCAAAUUGGUUACCUUGAAUCGAUCGGUUUAGCUCAAGGAUGGGGUCCAACAAGUAUCAUUGAAAGAAUGCUAGAGUAUACUCAUGUUUACACUGGUUUACCAUGGUGGGGAACCAUAACAGUACUUACCAUUAUCAUCAGAGUUGUAUUGUUCCCACUUUACGUCAAGGCUAGUUCCAAUGCCACCAGAAUGUCAGAAAUCAAACCCCAGUUGGAUAAAAUCAUGAAACAAAUUAAAAGUGGUGAUGUACAAGAUCAAAUGAAGGGGAUGGAGAAGAGACGUAAGUUAAUGAAGGAUCACAAUGUUUCCACAUUAGCUUCUUUGGCACCAGUGGUUCAAUUACCCUUGGCGUAUGGGUUUUUCCAAGCACUUCGAAAAAUGGCCAAUCAUCCAGUCGAAGGCUUUACUGAUCAAGGUCUUGCAUGGUUCACCAAUUUGAGUGAUGUCGAUCCAUAUUUGGGAUUACAGGCUAUUGCAGCUGCGGCUGUUAUAGCUGUUGUUAGGAUUGGUGGUGAAACAGGUCAGCAUGCAAUUGCCCAGAGUAUGAAGCAAGUUAUGACUAUAGUGCCCAUCAUCUCCAUUUUCAUCACCAAAAACUUUUCAGCUGCUGUUGUCCUAUACUUUGCAAUCAACUCGAUCUUGUCGUUGAUGCAAAGUGCUAUAUUCAAGAGCAACACUUUGCGUCAAUUGUUGGGUAUGCCAAAGAAGUUGACAAUCCAUCAAUUAAAUGAAAGUACUACUAGUCUGCCCAAAUCACUCAAAGAAAUGGUGACUAAUUUUGUCGAUGAAUCAAAGGAGAGAAGUAUCAAAUCUGCAAGAGAUGCAAAUAAGAGGUUGGAAGUGCAACAACACAGAAAGGGUCUUACUGAAGAUGGAUAUGUCAGAAAAAGAGAAAAGAGUGAUAAGCGUGGGAGAAAUUAA
Molecule: messenger RNA, 1158 nt
Organism: Lodderomyces parapsilosis
Lineage: Eukaryota; Fungi; Ascomycota; Pichiomycetes; Serinales; Debaryomycetaceae
Product: membrane insertase
Exons: 1
Coding region: 1-1158 (385 amino acids)
Biological process (GO): mitochondrial respiratory chain complex IV assembly; protein insertion into mitochondrial inner membrane from matrix
Cellular component (GO): mitochondrial inner membrane
Molecular function (GO): membrane insertase activity
Source: RefSeq, a predicted model, not a curated record